Molecule: messenger RNA, 1551 nt
Organism: Cynara cardunculus var. scolymus (artichoke)
Lineage: Eukaryota; Viridiplantae; Streptophyta; Magnoliopsida; Asterales; Asteraceae
Product: cytochrome P450 76A2-like
Exons: 2
Coding region: 1-1551 (516 amino acids)
Molecular function (GO): monooxygenase activity; heme binding; oxidoreductase activity, acting on paired donors, with incorporation or reduction of molecular oxygen
Source: RefSeq, a predicted model, not a curated record
AUGAUCCAAAUUACAAUGACCAUGGAGUUUAAUUGGACACUUGGUCUGAUUUCCUCAGCCGCUGCUUUCUUGCUCAUUCUCCUCCGCCGGAAAUGGGCGGCAACUGGUGAAGACCGGCAACCACCGGCUCCACCAGGAUGGCCACUAUUCGGAAACCUUUUCAAUCUUGGUGCCAUGCCGCAUAGAACCGUGGCUAGCCUAGCCACGGAAUAUGGUCCGGUUGUUCGGUUAAAGCUCGGUUCGGUGAAUACAGUGGCUAUCUUGAGUGCCAAGGCUGCCACCGAGUUGUUCAAGAACCAUGAUCUGGCGUUCUUGGAACGUACGAUCACAGAGACCAGCAGGUCUCAUGAUUAUGACAGAUCUUCCUUGGCACUAGCACCGUACGGGAUGUACUGGCGAGUGCUGAGGAAGAUCUGUACAGUCGAGAUGUUUGUGGCUAAAAGGAUCAACGAGUCGGCCGCCGUCAGGAGACGGUGUGUCGAUAACAUGUUAAGUUGGAUUGAAAAUGAAGCCAGAUUGGCUAAAAUUGGGAGCGGGGUUCAUGUCGCGAAGUUUGUGUUCCUCACGACAUUUAACCUGCUCGGAAACCUCAUGCUUUCUCGGGACUUGGCGGAUCCGGACUCGAAACUUGCAUCGAAGUUUUUUACAGCGAUGUUAGGGAUGAUGGAAUGGGGUGGUCAUCCGAAUAUAUCGGAUUUGUACCCGUGGCUAAAGCGGUUUGAUUUGCUAGGGUUGAGAGGGAAAAUGGACCGGGAUAUGGGAUAUGCUUUAGAGAUAGCGACAGGGUGGGUGCAAGAGCGGGUGGAGGAGCGGGGGAAGGAAGCGACACAUGAUGAAGAGAGGCGGAAGGACUUUUUGGACGUGUUAUUGGACUACGAACGCACCGGAAAGGAUGAACCCGAGAAGAUGUCGGAAAAGGACAUCACUAUAUUUAUUUUGGAGAUAUUUCUAGCAGGUUCGGAAACAACCAGCAGCACCAUCGAGUGGGCACUGACCGAAUUACUACGAUGCCCCGAGAAAAUGACUCGGGCUAAACAUGAGCUCGCCUCGAUCAUCGGCCCAAAUCAAAAAUUCGAAGAGAGUUCCAUCGAUAAUCUUCCUUACCUACAAGCAAUUGUAAAAGAAGCCCUACGACUACACCCUCCGAUCCCGUUCCUGGUCCCACGAAAAGCGGGUCGUGAUACCGAUUUCAUGGGAUACCAUAUACCUAAAAACACCCAAUUGUUCGUUAACGCAUGGGCCAUAGGCAGGGACCCUGAGUGUUGGGAAAACGCUAAUUUAUUCGAGCCCGAGAGGUUCUUGGGAUCAAAAGUUGACUAUAAAGGUCAACACUUCGAAUUAAUACCAUUUGGUGCAGGUCGAAGGAUGUGUGUAGGAUUACCGUUAGCCCACCGUGUGUUGCACCUUGUAUUAGGUUCGUUGCUACAUGAGUUUGAUUGGGAGCUCGAAAGUGGUAUCAUUGCCGACACAGUGGACAUGAGGGAUAAAUUGGGAAUAACAGUAAGAAAACUGGAACCGUUGAAGUCAAUACCCAAAAAAACAACACGUUAG